Molecule: messenger RNA, 1526 nt
Organism: Anoplopoma fimbria (sablefish)
Lineage: Eukaryota; Metazoa; Chordata; Actinopteri; Perciformes; Anoplopomatidae
Gene: pax1b
Product: paired box 1b
Exons: 5
Coding region: 1-1119 (372 amino acids)
Biological process (GO): anatomical structure development; regulation of transcription by RNA polymerase II
Molecular function (GO): DNA-binding transcription factor activity, RNA polymerase II-specific; RNA polymerase II cis-regulatory region sequence-specific DNA binding
Source: RefSeq, a predicted model, not a curated record
AUGGUUCAGCCUCUGCAGCCCGUUAGAGAGCAGCAGACAGCGGAGGCUUUGGGUCCAUGGAUGCCGGUAAACGGGUCCGACCGGAGAGGAUCUAACCGCAUGGAGACAUUUGGAGACUGUGUCCUGAAGCAGAGCUACGGGGAGGUGAACCAGCUGGGCGGGAUGUUCGUGAACGGCCGGCCCCUCCCGGCCCCGGUCCGGUUGCGGAUCGUGGAGCUGGCUCAGCUCGGGAUGCGACCCUGCGACAUCAGCCGCCAGCUGCGCGUCUCUCACGGCUGCGUGUCGAAGAUCCUGGCCCGGUUCCACGACACCGGCUCCAUCCUGCCCGGAGCCAUCGGGGGCAGCAAACCCCGGGUCACCACGCCGGCCGUGGUGGACAGCAUCCGGGACUACAAGCAGGGAGACCCGGGCAUCUUCGCCUGGGAGAUCCGGGACCGGCUGCUGUCGGACGGGGUGUGUGACAAGUACAACGUCCCGUCUGUGAGCUCCAUCAGCCGCAUUCUGAGGCACAAGCUGGGGGGUGGUUCUCCUCCUCCGGGCCCUGCGGGGUAUCCGAACCCGUACCCGGGUCCCGGUGCUGGUCCCGGUGCCGGUCAACACGCACACAUGGGCCUCCCGAGGAGCUGGCACAACAUCCUGGGCCUCCGAGCCUUCAUGGACCCGGCAGCACUGUGUGGAUCUGAUGGACACUCAGCUAAAAUGGAGGACUGGACCAGUAUGACCAGUAUGACCAGUAUGAGCAGCAGCAGACCGUUUCCCUCUGGAGUCAACGGAGCGGAGAAAGCCAACAACGAGGACAUCAAAUACUUUCAGCAGUCUUCGUCCAGUCUGCCUGGUUACGUCUCAGCUUGUGCGUAUUCUCCUCAGCACCAGUACGGCAUGUACGGACCUCCAGCUGCCAACUACAUGAGCACUGGGCACCACUGGCAACCCCAGUCCUCCAGUCUCACUCCCAGUCUCACUCCCAGUCUCACUCCCAGUCUCGCUCAGAGUCCUGCAGCACAACAGGAAGCUGCAAAUUUUCACUCUGCAACAUCUUUCAAACUUCCACAAAGAGACGAGGACCGGAAGCCUCAGAGUCCUCUGUUCAAACACCACAGAUUGUCUUCAGCAUCAUGACGACUCUGAGGAAACACGAGAAGAUGUUUGCUGUGACGCUGAAAGACUGAGAGUCAGGCUUUGUUUCUGAGGAGAGUCAAAGUGAGAAGAACUGAAAGGAAAACAUCUCCCAUGACUGUUAAAACUCUUUCUGAUCAACUCCUUUCAGGACCUUGUUUUUUUUAAUUAUUCUGUUUCCCAGGAUGAGCAGCACACAAGACAAUUACAACCAGAAAUGUAAAAUACAUCACUUCUCUUUUUAUUUUAUUUUAACCAUGAACAAGAAACUGAGUUUUAAAGGAGCAAUAAUGAGCUUGUUCAUUUUUUUGCACAGAGUUAGACGAGAAGAUCGAUACCACUCUUAUGCUUAUUAAUUCAAUAUGCAGCCACAGCCGUUUACUGCGUUACUCCUCCCAUCUAACUAAACC